CGUCGCUUCUAAUGUCAUAUUUAUACUAUUCUUAAUAUAUUAUUUAUGUCUGUUUUAUUUAUGUCUGUUGCCGGCUUCGAUUUUACUCUGUAUAAUAAUAAAAGGUAUAUAAAGGACUUAAACAGGUUACACCAUCAAAUGACCCUUUAAUGGAGCCAAAAAAUGACCAGAAAACAGUAGUUUCUGAUAUUUAUUUAAAACAAUUUGAAAAAGAAGAGUUAUUAAGAAAUUUAGAUUUAGAAUUGAGACAGAGACUUGAACAGAUUGAAUCUUACUUUUUGUUAUUAAGGAAUACUUUGCAGUUAUGUGGAGAAAUGCGUCUUAGUCGUAUUCCACGAGGUAUACGAAAUACUAAACUUGGAGAUUAUUAUAAACAACACGACAUAGAAAACAAAGAAAACAGGCCUUAAUCAUUAUAAUUCAUAAGAUCUAUGUAUUUUUUAAGUAUUAUAGUCU
Pneumocystis carinii B80 is the source of this 456-nucleotide messenger RNA. RefSeq lists its product as hypothetical. The transcript has 2 exons. NCBI's taxonomy places the organism in Eukaryota, Fungi, Ascomycota, Pneumocystomycetes, Pneumocystales, Pneumocystaceae. The coding region runs from base 150 to 410 and encodes 86 amino acids. The record is from RefSeq and is a predicted model, not a curated record.